Molecule: messenger RNA, 669 nt
Organism: Candida dubliniensis CD36
Lineage: Eukaryota; Fungi; Ascomycota; Pichiomycetes; Serinales; Debaryomycetaceae
Gene: TIM23
Product: protein transporter
Exons: 1
Coding region: 1-669 (222 amino acids)
Biological process (GO): protein import into mitochondrial matrix
Cellular component (GO): TIM23 mitochondrial import inner membrane translocase complex; mitochondrial inner membrane
Molecular function (GO): transmembrane protein transporter activity
Source: RefSeq, a predicted model, not a curated record
AUGUCGUGGAUAUUUGGAAAAUCAUCAACAUCAUCAACAACAACAACAACAUCCACUACUACUAAUAAUAACGAUCAAUCAACCAUUAAACAAACUUUAGGUUUUGAUCCUAAAGAAGUUACUGAUGUCAAUACCAUUAUAUCUACUCCUGGAGCCAUUUCUGCUAGUAGAUUACAUCCAUUAGCUGGAUUAGAUAAAGGAAUUGAAUAUUUAGAUUUAGAAGAAGAACAAUUAAAUACAGUUGAAGGUUCAAAAGGUUUAAUUCCAAGUAGAUCAUGGACUGAUGAUUUAUGUUAUGGUACUGGAGCAAUAUAUUUAUUAGGUUUAGGAAUUGGAGGUUUAUAUGGUUUUCAACAAGGUUUAAAAACUUUACCUAAUUCAUCAAUUCCAUUUAAAGUUAAAUUAAAUCAUAUUUUAAAUAAUAUUACUAAAAGAGGUCCAUUUUUAGGUAAUAAUGCUGGGGUAUUAGCUUUAACUUAUAAUUUAAUUGAUUCAACUAUUGAUGGUAUAAGAGAAAAACAUGAUGAUUUAAAUUCGGUAAUUUCUGGUGCUUUAGCUGGAGCAUUAUUUAAAAGUAGUGCUGGAUUAAAACCAAUGACUUAUUCUUCAGUAAUGAUGGCUGGAGUUGCUGGUAUUUGGUGUGGAUUGAAAAGAUUUUUACAAGAGUAA